Molecule: messenger RNA, 2287 nt
Organism: Limulus polyphemus (Atlantic horseshoe crab)
Lineage: Eukaryota; Metazoa; Arthropoda; Merostomata; Xiphosura; Limulidae
Product: constitutive coactivator of peroxisome proliferator-activated receptor gamma-like
Exons: 5
Coding region: 99-2039 (646 amino acids)
Cellular component (GO): nucleus
Molecular function (GO): nuclease activity
Source: RefSeq, a predicted model, not a curated record
UAGUGUGUAUGUCAUGGUGAGGAGUAAUGUACGUCGACCAUCAAAAUUUAUAAUUUAGUUUGUUGGUGGGGAGGAUUUUUCACCUGUAAAUUAUCUAGAUGGGUGUAAAAGGACUUCAGUAUUAUGUGGACAAUCAUUGUAUUCAAGCCUUUACAGAGGCUUCAAUUAUCGAACUAGCCAAAACUCAUGCACGGCUAUUCAACUGUGUACCAAUCUUGGCUGUGGAUGGUAUGGCUUUGAUACAUAAGUUAUACAGUAGUAUAGGGAAACUAGACUGGGUUUUGGGUGGCCAGUGGUAUGAAUUUGUGGUUAUUUUAAAACAAUUUGUACAGACAUUGACUCAAAAUGGUGUCUGUGUGCUGUUCUUUUUUGAUGGUGCAGUCAGUUCAAGUAAGCGUGAGGAAUGGGCUAGUCGUAGACUCCAACGGAUGAAGGAAAUUGCGGCCAUUUUUGCCCAUAUCCGCUUCACUCAUCAGAAACCUGACAACAAACUAUUUCAGCUUCCGGCAUCAAUGGGUACACUGACAAGAUUUGCACUCAAGUUUGAAUGCAACUGUGAAGUCCUAACGACUGUAUUGGAUGCGGAUCAAGAAAUAUCGGAGUUUGCUCGAAGCAGGGAUGAUUGUUUUGCAAUCCUCAGUCAGGACUCGGACUAUUUAAUUUUUGACACUAAACCUUAUUUGUCAAUCAGUACCCUAGAUUUAGAAACAAUGACAACAGUCUUAUAUGAUCGGAGGGAACUCGCCAAGCAACUUGGGCUUCAUGUAAACCAACUGCCCUUGUUUUCCUGCCUUAUGGGAAAUGAUGUUAUUAGAGUAGAUGUACUGAGGAGGUUUCACCGUGCGCUUUACAGUUCUCAUAGAAACCCUAGUGCUGUUGAAUUGGCACCAGUAAUAGCCAAUCUGAUUAGUAGCAACAGAUGGAGAGGUAAUCCUGAUGAUCAGAAAGAACUUUCUCAGAUAGCUAAAAUGGUAUUCUCAGAUCAGAGGUAUUGGGAACUCAUCUCUGAAGGUUUGAGGGCAUACAGCUUACAGUUCAAGGAUAGUAAAAGUAAGUUCUAUCAACCUUUUGAUCGUUCAAUAAACUGCCCCGAACAUACUCUGUCUGUUGCACGAGAAAGGCAUAGAUAUUGUGUUGACUUUCCUCAUAUUUUUAGUUUGUUAUGUCGACGAGAGUAUGAAUCUGCAACCACUUUGGAAGAUGGAAAUGACGAGAGCUUGCUGCCUUCAGCUCUACUCUUCAGGCCCAUCAGACAGAGAAUGUACAGCUUACUUUAUCAGUAUCAGGUAAAGAGUGGCUUGCACGUAACGACGAGUCCAAGAUUUUACGGUCAGGGUCGUGGACAGGGCAGAUAUGCCUCUCUUCAUAGCAGUUCCUUUUCACUUUCAGAAGGGGUUAAAGAAUGGUGUGCAUACCCAGGAAACCCCCUCACCGAGCCAGAUGUUGUGAUGCCUCUGCCUUUGGAUGUACCAGGUGGACUUCCAACCUUAGAUGAUCUUUGGAAGGACACAGAACCAAGCCUUAGUGCUGCCCAAGUAUCACUGCGAUGGCGAACGUUUGUGGCCUGUGUAGGUAUCUCCAUUCCGAGUUUGAAGCUCCGACAGCUUCCAACACCUUACAUCACUCUUUGCUGUGUAUUAAACUAUAUGUUAAUCCAGCCUGUCGGAGUUAAUUUGGAACCUUUUGAAUUGGCCUCUUUCUUGGCUCAAGCUGUAUCACCUUCUGCUAGGUCAAUGGAAUGCUUGGCUCAUGUCCAAGUUUCCUUCGUGGACAGUCGAGCAGUUCAGCUAGCCUCAACAUUUGUUCGGGGAGUUUCCACAGUUGGCAUGGUUCUUAGUUUGUGUGGUGAGCCAUAUCCGUUGUUGCACACUAUGCCUUGGAUGUUUUUUGAUGGAAAAUUGUUUCAUAUGCUGUAUCUUCAAGCUAAAAGAGGAGCUUCUUUGGAACAGCUUUGUGAAUACAAGGCACAGUCUAUGGAAGAGUUUCAACAACUGUGGUCAGUUACCACGAUUGGCACACGGCUAGCGAACACCCAGUAACCAGUGUCUAGGAUUCUUCACCUAACAAGAAGUCUGCAUUGUGGACCAGCUGUUGUUUUGACUUAUGAAAUGAUGUGAUGUACGUUUAUUUAGAAAAACGAGGAAGAAACCUUGUGGACUUACUUCUGGCGUGAACGUGUUGUACAAAUUUUCAUUUUUUAAAACUAUAAUAGCAGUCAGUGUGUGCAACAGAUAUUUCUAUGUGAUUUGUUUUCUAACUUAUGAAUAAAACAAAAUGUUAUUCUACA